Microtus oregoni (creeping vole) is the source of this 6718-nucleotide messenger RNA. RefSeq names its product protein tyrosine phosphatase non-receptor type 3 (gene Ptpn3). The transcript is spliced from 26 exons. Bases 518 to 3259 code for a protein of 913 amino acids. The record is from RefSeq and is a predicted model, not a curated record. Gene Ontology annotation, molecular function: protein tyrosine phosphatase activity; cytoskeletal protein binding. Gene Ontology annotation, biological process: protein dephosphorylation. Gene Ontology annotation, cellular component: cytoplasmic side of plasma membrane; cytoplasm; cytoskeleton. NCBI's taxonomy places the organism in Eukaryota, Metazoa, Chordata, Mammalia, Rodentia, Cricetidae.
ACAGCCUCAUCAACCCCUUAGGGGGCUUUUCCUUCCGGACGCUGGGCUCCCCAGUCUCCGAGCAUGCCCAGUGCUCUCCUUGCCGGUCCGACCAGUGCUGCCACCGAGCCGUGGCUCCAGGUUUUGUGUGCGAUCCUAGGCGGGGCCAGGGCAGUGCAGCCCCCGGGACUCCCGGCUCUGUCGGAAUUCCCCGGACUCAGCGCUCUGGCGGCGCCCGCCGCGGUGCACUACCUUGGGACCGAGAUCCGGAUUUAAGCUGGGAAACCAGGCACGAACCCUCGCUCCAAGGUGGCAUGGUGAAAAAAGUCUCGAGGCAUCUGGCACCAAGUCCGACUAUAGGGCCCGAGCCAUCGCUCCAUCCUUUUGUUAACCUCUUCAUUCAACAAAACGUUUUUAGUGCGUGCCAAGAGUUAUUUGGAGGCUAGGUCUCUUGAGAGGCGGAGCCACCGAACUGACAUUGAAGGGAGGCACUCCUUAAGGGGCAUCAAGAGAGACAGCCAGUUACUCAGCGGUCGUUAUGACCUCCCGGUUACGUGCGUUGGGUGGAAGAAUUAAUAAUAUACGAACCUCCGAAUUACCCAAAGAGAAAACUCGAUCCGAGGUCAUCUGUAGUAUACGGUUUUUGGAUGGCGUGGUACAGACCUUUAAAGUUAACAAACAAGAUCUGGGCCAGUCACUUCUGGAUUUGGCCUACGGCCAUCUGGGCGUAACGGAGAAGGAGUACUUUGGCUUGCAACAUGGCGACGACCCAGUGGACUCCCCCAGAUGGCUCGAGGCAAGCAAACCCCUCAGGAAGCAGCUGAAAGGAGGUUUCCCCUGUACCCUGCAUUUUCGAGUCAGAUAUUUUAUACCCGAUCCCAACACACUGCAACAGGAGCAAACCAGGCAUCUGUAUUUCUUACAACUGAAGAUGGAUGUUUGCGAAGGAAGGUUGACGUGCCCUCUCAACUCAGCCGUGGUUCUAGCCUCCUAUGCUGUACAAUCUCGUUUUGGAGACUUUAAUCCUUCCAUACACCAUCCAGGCUAUCUUGCCGACAGCCAGUUCAUACCAGAUCAAAAUGAUGACUUUUUAAGCAAGGUGGAGUCGCUCCAUGAGCAGCACAGUGGACUAAAGCAGUCCGAAGCAGAAUCAUGCUACAUCAACAUAGCUCGGACCCUUGACUUCUACGGCGUGGAGCUUCACGGAGGCAGAGAUCUGCACAAUUUAGAUCUAAUGAUCGGAAUUGCUUCUGCGGGCAUUGCAGUGUACCGAAAAUACAUUUGUACGAGUUUCUACCCUUGGGUGAACAUACUCAAAAUUUCUUUCAAAAGAAAAAAGUUCUUCAUACACCAGCGGCAAAAACAGGCUGAAUCCAGGGAACAUAUCGUGGCCUUCAACAUGCUAAAUUACCGAUCUUGCAAAAACUUGUGGAAAUCCUGUGUGGAGCACCAUUCGUUCUUUCAGGCAAAGAAGUUACUACCUCAGGAAAAGAGUGUUCUGUCUCAGUACUGGACUCUAGGCUCCAGGAACCCCAAAAAGUCUCUAAAUAACCAAUACUGCAAAAAGGUGAUCGGAGGGAUGGUGUGGAAUCCAACCAUGAGGAGGUCCUUAUCAGUGGAACGGCUAGAAACCAAGAGCCUGCCUUCUCGGUCCCCACCCAUCACCCCCAACUGGCGAAGUCCUCGGCUCCGGCACGAAAUCCGAAAGCCUCGCCAUUCUUCCGCGGACAACCUCGCCAAUGAGAUGACCUACAUCACGGAAACCGAAGAUGUUUUCUAUACCUACAAGGGAUCCCUGUCCCCCAAAGACAGUGAUUCCGAAGUAUCCCAGAACCACAGCCCACACCGAGAGAGUUUGUCUGAAAACAAGCCAACACAAAGCCGCCUGACCCGGCAAUCAUCCAGUUCGGUGUCUCCGUCUUCAAAUGCCCCAGGCUCCUGUUCGCCAGACGGAGUUGACCCGCAGUUCUUAGAAGACUAUCACAAGAAGAUCAAAGGGGGCUCCAUCGAGGAUGCCAGCCAGUACUACUGCGACAAGAAUGAUGAAGGUGAUGGGUACCUGGUCCUGAUCCGCAUCACACCAGACGAAGAGGGAAGAUUUGGAUUUAAUCUCAAGGGAGGAGUGGAUCAAAAGAUGCCUCUUGUGGUCUCAAGGAUCAACCCAGAGUCCCCGGCGGACACUUGCAUGCCAAAGCUGAAUGAAGGGGAUCAGAUCGUGCUGAUCAAUGGCCGGGACAUCUCAGAGCACACUCACGACCAGGUGGUGAUGUUCAUCAAAGCAAGCCGGGAGUCCCACUCAAGAGAACUGGCCCUGGUGAUCAGGAGAAAAGCUGUGCGCUCCCUGGCCGAAAUCAGAUCCGAAGAUGAGCUGAGUCAGCUUUUCCCAGAAACCAUGUUUCCUGUAUAUCCUGAGGGCGGGGACAGUCUGGAGGGAUCCAUGGAACUGCUGAAGAAAGGUCUGGAAAGUGGUACGGUGCUGAUCCAGUUUGAGCAACUCUACAGGAAGAAGCCAGGCUUAGCUGUCACGUGUGCGAAGCUGCCUCAGAAUCUGGAUAAAAACCGAUACAAGGAUGUGUUGCCGUAUGACACCACCCGGGUAUUAUUGCAGGGAAACGAAGAUUAUAUUAACGCGAGUUAUGUGAAUAUGGAGAUGCCCGCCGCUAACCUUGUAAACAAGUACAUUGCCACUCAGGGCCCCCUGCCACACACCUGUGCCCAGUUUUGGCAAGUUGUCUGGGAUCAGAAAUUGUCUCUCGUGGUCAUGCUGACAACGCUCACAGAACGAGGGCGGACCAAAUGUCACCAGUACUGGCCAGAUCCCCCUGACGUCAUGGACCACGGCAUCUUUCACGUCCAGUGUCAAGCAGAGGACUGUACCAUUGCUUAUGUGUCCCGAGAAAUGCUAGUUACAAACACUGAGACUGGGGAAGAACACACAGUGACCCAUCUCCAGUAUGUUGCGUGGCCUGACCACGGCGUGCCUGAUGACUCCUCAGACUUCUUGGAGUUUGUGAAGUACGUGAGGUCCCUGAGGGUAGGCGGGGAGCCUGCCCUCGUUCACUGCAGUGCUGGAAUAGGUCGGACAGGUGUGCUGGUCACUAUGGAAACAGCCAUGUGCUUAAUUGAGAGGAAUCUGCCUAUUUACCCGCUGGAUAUUGUCCGGAAAAUGAGAGACCAGCGCGCCAUGAUGGUGCAGACAUCAAGCCAAUACAAGUUUGUGUGUGAAGCGAUUCUUCGAGUGUAUGAAGAAGGCUUAGUCCAGAGGCUGGAUCCCAGUUAAGACAGCUGUGAAGCGGUCAUUCCUUCAUCCCUGGGGCAACUUCCUGAAGAAGGGGAUGCCCAUUUCCCUGGAGGCCCCCGGAGAUGCUGGUCCCUGUGGGAAGGGAUGAGCUUAUUGGAACCCAGGCACUUUAAAUUCAAAUUUCUGUGGAAAAGAUACCCUGUACAUAGGACCUGCUGAUGCAGAUAUGCAUGCCGCUAUGACAUCUUUGGGCCCAGAGAGAUAAGCCGCAGGGGAUUUCCAACUGGGAACUGUGUUUCUCCCUCCAACAUCACCGCUCCCCGUCAGCCAUCCUCAAGCAGUGAGAGGGGACGCCAUCAGUACUGUUGACUCUCCUCCCGCCAGAAACCAAUGUGGCUACUUGUGGUUGCUCAGGUGUUUUGUGUGUUGAUCUGUGUGGGACUGACUCCAAGGGCCGAACUUCCUUGGCAGUUGGUGGCCAUUACCCCUGACACCAGGGAAAACUCAGAUGAAUGUACCAUAGGCAGGGCACAAGGGACUCCAGGCUGGAGGAUGAGCAGGGUCUAUUCUGCCUUCCAUCCCUCUGCCUCAUCUCCACUCCUUCUGAGCUCAUGUUCCAAAGCACCCCAUUCCCCUGACCCCUGAAUUCCUUUCUUCAGGAUCACCCCCAGUGCCUGAACCGGUUUCGUAAUGUAUGUUCAGGUGGCUUCUCGGCUGAGACUGGGAAAUGGUCUCUGCCUAACGCCGAGUCUUACUUAGCUUUAGAAGCAGGUGAGCCUCUGCUCACCCCUUACUGUUACUCAGACACCGUGACUGGAAUCGCCGACUACUGAAUCUCUAUAUGGAUUGCUGCUACUUCAAGCUCUCACACUUGAAACAAGACGAUUUUCCUGGGGACGGGAGGGAUGGGAGCAUCCAGAUAUCCAAAUAGCAUCCAGAAUUUUGAACCCUUCUGAGAAAAGAACUUGUAGUAAGUGACCAUAAGAAACACUGCUUCUUGAGGGUGGCGUGUGUGUGCGUGUGUGUGUGUGUGAUGGGUGACCUUUCUCAGGAUUCCUGACUUGAUUCAAAUUACUGUUGAGUUUAUGUAAAGAAUGAAUCUCUGUACAGAACAAAUGUGUGCAUUCAUCCUUAGUUACAAUGGUCUCCAUUUCAUUUCAAAGGAGAGAAUCAGACUAUCUGAAUAUAAACACAAUUUGAUGUUAAUUUAUUCUAAGUACUCUGGGAUGUUGAUUGUCCUCAAGAAUUCUGCUUCUGUGAAUACCAUGGUUAAAAUUUUUUUAAAAAAAUUUUUGGCAGGAUUGUAGCGAAUUAUUAUUUAAGGAAAAAUAAAUUACAUGUAUGCUUUAAGGUGGUAUUUUUAAAUAGCAGUUUUUGUGUAUUCAGAAGAAUGUCAGCAGGUUUCUUAGUGGUACUUAUGGGAAAGGGAUACUUGGGUGUUAUCGUGGAAGUCUGUGAAGCUACAUUGAUACUUAGCAGGCCCUGAGCCAAUUAAAGCAAGGUGGGUAGGGACCGUGCAGAGGAGCCCAGGUUUCUGAACGUUCUUUAUGUUCUGAACAUUCUUUAGCUGUAGGUUCAGCACCUCCUUCUACUUCCCUCCUGCCUGUCUCUUACCCACGCACAUCUUACUGCUCUAUGGUGUGAGCGGGAGAGUGCAAUCCCCGGUGCCCUAUGUAACGAGAAACUGGAAUGGGUCUCUAGCCCACUCAGUGCCAAGUUAGCCCUCUGCCUAGGAACCUGGGAACUGUGUCUGUGCUUCCUUCUGCGUAAGAUAAUGAGAUCCAAUACUUGGAACUUGAAGACAGAAUGAGAUCAUACUAUGGAAAUUAAUUUCCGGCCACUGGAAUAUUUAAACGAGUGCUACUGAAGACUUAGGGAAGUUGACUUCUCUGUGGUUGACCCCAAAAUGCAUCAGAAAUAUGGAACCCACUGAGUUUUCAUAGGGCGGUGUUCCAGAGGGAAAACAUUCAGAAGACAGAGGACUGAUACCUUUCUUCAGCCUAGAUUCUGAAAACACCCUCAGCAAAGCACCAAAAAGAAGGAGGCGCAGAGAAUGCUGGCUGCAUUGCAGGGGAGUCAGGCUGCUCAGCAAACCACUGUUUGAUUGAAAUGUUUAUCAACACCCUGUGUGCAAAGCCCUUGCAAAGACUCAAUGUCCUUGGAGAUUGUUCUAUGAUUUUCUAGAAACAGGCUGUUGAAUGUGGUCAGGAAGACGCUGCUGCUCCACUUACAUAAUUGUCCGGGAAGCUCGAGGAGGCUGCAGCUGGCCUCUCUGCCAUUGUGUGGGGCCAGCAGUUCAGACACAGCAGACAGCGCCAGAAACAAAGUCCCUGGCAUCCUGGGAAGGGCAAGACGAGAAGAUAAUAAUCUCAAGGAGCAGAACCCCCAAGUAAACGGGGUCAGCAUUACCAGUCACAAACCAAAGCUCUGAGCUCCCGUUCCCCUGCAUCCUACACUUCCACAGCUGCUCUUAAGAAAACAAGUUUCAUCCCGAGAAUUGCAUCAGAAUCAGGCUAAAUAUUUUGCCUGGGAGAUUUGGCUGGAUGUGAAUGGAGAAGAUAUUUAUAGCCCAUAUUCUAGCACCUUCCAGAAGAUCAUAUCAGAUGCCCCAAUGUGCUGGCUUCAUCCGGAUGGGUCCCCUGCUGGCAUCGCUCUCUAGAACCCAUACAUGGUGAGAAAAAUUCAGAGAAGCUUGUUUAGGGGUAGGGAGACAGGGUGGCUGGAUCUCAAACUUGUAGCAGUAUUUUUAGCUUCCUCCCACGGUCAUUGUUACCUAAAUGUUUUGAGACUAGUGUAGCUUCUCUUACAGCUGGGUUCCUGGUUGAUCUCCCCCACCACCCAUCCCCAGCCUUACAAUUUUUCAUUUGGGGGGCAGUGAGUACCCUCUUCAUCCUCCCAAGGUAACUAAGAGGCAGUAUCCGCAGGAGAGAUUGUAAGAGACAGGACCUAGUCCAGACCUGAUCUGACAGAUAUUUCUCCCUCUGGUCUCAGGUAAUUGUGUGUUCGUGUGUUUGCUUCGGUUGAAAGGGACUGAUGACCAGAUGGACAAAAUGAACUCACAAUUAGAUUGCAGGGAAACGGUUUAACCUUAACCAAUUCCGAAGAACUGACCUAGAGAAACAUACCCUGUUUUUUUGACUUGUGCCUAAAAGGUUGUCUCAGCCCUUGUCAUUGUGGAGUUGUGAUGAUAAAACUCACCACCCUCCUGGUUCUUGCCUGUCAUCCUAGAGCAGGCCUAGUAAAGAUGGCAAAGCCCUGGCGACCUCAGCCUGGGGAAAAGCACACCUCGGAGAUGGACACGAGCCCUGCCCCUGUCUUGAUAGCUCUCGUACCACUGGAGCAACCAAAGGACUGUGCUAAGCCGUGUUUUGUAAAGUAUCUUAGUCGAUCAGCAAUAUGUUUUUCUGUAAACUUGGAAUGUUUUUCAUUCUGACUUAUUGUCGGGGACUCUACUGAAAAACAGUUUGAUCAAUAUAAAAGCACUCAGACUAUGCAACA